AAGAAAAAACAAUUUUUUUUUAAUUUUUUUUUGUUGUUUUUAAUUUUUGCUUGAUCUGUAUUUGUUUGCAUUUUAAGCAUAGUGGAAAUGUAGAAGAUAAUUAAGAUAACAAUGGCUUGCAAACAGGUGUUUGAUCUGAAGGAGAAAUUGAGAUUUGAUCUGAGAGUAUUCUGUUACAACAAACAUGAAAGGAAUAGCCUUUUCACCCGCAAACUCCCAUAGCUUCUUUAAUAGAUCUCACAGCGCACCCAGAAGAUCGUCAAUAAGCACGAAACCAAUUCAAUUCGUCAAGAACCAAAACCAAAAUCAAAACCCAUCAACCAAAACUCACUCAUUUCCUUCAUUUGUACUUAAAUCCUCCAAACACCCUCCAACACCAGUUAAUCCGGAAGCCAACGCCCCGCCGCUUGUUGUUGUUGGCUCGGCCAAUGCUGACAUCUAUGUUGAAAUUGAGAGACUACCCAGAGAAGGAGAGACCGUCUCAGCCAAGAGUGGGCAGACACUUGCAGGUGGGAAGGGAGCCAAUCAGGCAGCUUGUGGUAGUAAACUCUCAUACCCAACGUACUUUGUGGGGCAGGUGGGUGAGGAUGCACAUGGGAAGUUGAUCAUUGAGGCGUUGAGAAAUGGAGGAGUUCAUCUUGAUUAUGUAAGGCAUGUUGGUGAUGUGCCUACUGGGCAUGCUGUGGUGAUGCUUCAGUCUGAUGGGCAGAACUCUAUUAUCAUUGUUGGUGGAGCCAACAUGAGUUAUUGGCCUGAGAAACUGAGCGAUGAGGACUUGGCGGUAAUGAGGAAUGCUGGUAUCCUUUUGCUUCAAAGGGAGAUCCCUGAUUCCGUAAAUAUCCAAGUUGCAAAGGCUGCGAAGAGUGCUGGUGUUCCUGUCAUUUUCGAUGCUGGGGGAAUGGAUGCACCUAUACCCUUGGAACUGUUGAAUGUUGUUGACAUCUUCAGCCCAAAUGAAAGUGAACUUGGACGUAUAACUGGCAUGCCUACUGAAAACUUUGAACAAAUUGGUCAGGCUGUUACUAAGUGUCAUGAAAUGGGAGUCAGGGAAGUCCUAGUGAAACUUGGGGUCAAAGGAUCAGCUUUAUUUGUAGAAGGUCAAAAACCAAUUAGACAACCUAUAAUACCUGCUGCAAGAGUCAUUGACACUACAGGUGCUGGAGAUACUUUUACUGCUGCUUUUGCCGUGACUUUGGUGGAGGGCAAGACAAAAGAGGAGUGCAUGAGAUUUGCUGCGGCAGCAGCUUCUCUUUGUGUUCAAGUGAAGGGAGCAAUUCCUAGCAUGCCUGACCGGACAUCAGUUCUGGAUCUUCUUCAAUCUGUUAGGGCAUCCUUUUGAUGAAAUGCAGAGCAGAGCUUAUUUUCAGAAGUAGUAAUAAAAAAUGUGUUUCUAGACUCAGAGCCAAAAGCAAAUAGCAUUACAAGAUAUGUUGGAACAGAGCCUGGAUGGCUAUUUGUUUUAUGCAUUUUAUUUUAAGGCAAAAAGGGGGAGGGAGAAAGAAAAUGCUUUUUGGUUAGUUUCAAAUUGUAAGCAUGUGUGCAUAAGCAGUUCAGAAGAAUAUGCAACUUGCUCAAACUAGCAUAUGGCCAUUAGCCUUCUCUGGUUGACUUCAUAGUUUGUUGUUUCCUAAAAGAGUGGUUUGUUUAUUUAUUUCCUUCAUUCUCCCCUCUAAAACGGGAGCUUGUGAUUCAUUCUUUUUUAACCUUCAUUUCUGUUACAAUGGAGGAACAUGACUGGCUCCUUCUCUAUGCAUUCUUUAGAAGAUAAAUAUAUAUACAUGAUUUUAUAAAUAAAGGUUCAAUAACUUAAUUAGGGAA
Messenger RNA from Hevea brasiliensis (rubber tree), 1818 nucleotides. Its product is annotated as ribokinase. Gene Ontology annotation, molecular function: ribokinase activity. Gene Ontology annotation, biological process: D-ribose metabolic process. The transcript has 4 exons. The record is from RefSeq and is a predicted model, not a curated record. Bases 185 to 1339 code for a protein of 384 amino acids. Lineage: Eukaryota; Viridiplantae; Streptophyta; Magnoliopsida; Malpighiales; Euphorbiaceae.